CUCACAGAGAUCCGCCUGUUCCUGCCUCCCUAGUGCUGGGAUUAAAGGCGUGUACCAGCAUCGCCGGGCUGCCCAGCACUUUUCUAAUGGGCAGAUAGGUCCAUGCCCUGCAUGAGAAGACCUGAGAGCAGUCCUGGAACCCACAGUCUCUCCACCUGACCUUGUUUGAGAACCUUCUUCCUAGCCUCCUUGUCGGUCACCAGGGGUUCAGGUGGCCGCUUGACGUCCUCGGCGAAGGGGUUCGGGGAGUUUCCGCUGAAGAGACCCACGUAAACCCUGCGGAGACCCGCCAGCAGCAGCACUGCCAGCAGCAGCACGGCCAACAGCAGCACGGUGAGCCACAUAUUGCUGCCAGGGCAGGGAAGAACGCGUCCUUUCAGUCUGAGCUCGACUUUUAUGACUGAAGCUCCGCCCCAAUAGUUUGUCGUUAGAGAAAUACCUAGCUAAGCAUGAAUGAAGAACUUUGACCAACGCCGGAGGCGCACAGCUGAUGAAGCUUGUCUUCCUGGCUCUUUCUACGACGUUUGCGACGUGGGAUUUGCAUUCCCUCCUGGGAAAUGUAGUUCUAGCCGGAGACAAGCGCUGCUGAACUACUGUAUGAUAUGGCUCCGCAGGGGAUGUGGGAUACUGGAACGCUGGGUACGCGUUCGGCCCCAGCAGCGCUCCAGUCGACCAUGUAAAGCAGGGCAUGCCUCUGUGAUGCUUGGUUUGUUUCCCACACAGUGAGAGGAAAGCCUUCCUGAGCCUGCCCAGCAAACCUACCUGUGCCCCUACCAGCAAUGUUUCUAAGGAUGUUUACCCCUAAGCCAUUGAGUUAUGGUGAUGAGCUUCCUGCUAUUGCUGGUUUGGCCUCCCCUGCUGAGGGCUAUAUAUACUUGUGAGAAUGUGGAAUAAACGGCUUGUCUGCAGAACCUGAAGUGUGUUGCAUGUUAAUCCCGACGUCCCUCGCUCAGAAGAACGACAGUUGCCGUGCUGGUGUGGCAAAGUGGAGGUUCCACCGAGAUCUGAGAAAGAAGAGGUAGCGGACGUGGUUGUCCUAGGCCGGUAAGGACGGAUUGGGGUAAAAUGGGAUCCACAAGCAGUAAGAGAGACCUGAUAUGUCAGAUAGCUAAAUUGUUAGAGAAAAAAGGAACCGCGGUCAAAGAGAGAACUAUAUAAGAUUUUUUAAAGGAUAUAGCCACAGCAAGCCCAUGGUUUUUGACAGGUGGAGGUUUGAACAUCUCAGAUUGAAAACAGGUAAAAACGGGUUUGCAGAAAUGGCUGCAAAAGGAGGGUGCUGAUAGCAUCCCUAUAUCUAACUAUGGUGCCUGGUUUGCAAUGCCCUACUUACUGACGAAGUGAAAGUGAGACCGGAGGUCAUCACGGUUAAAGAGAUACUUGAAGAAAUACAGGAGGAGGAGACUCGCCAGUCCAUAGGAUCGGCAGAGUCACAUAGGGACCAAAAAGAAAUGUCAGAGGUACCAGGGGGAACUUUGGAAUCUGGUGCAGGACUAAGGCUAGCGCCAAAGUCUGCCCGCUUUUGGGCGCAAAACCAGAUAGCAAUAACCUCCAAGUCAAAAAAUGUGGAAGACAGCCUCAGCUCUAGUGCAGAGAAUAGUUUAUCUGACGAGGAAGCACAGCUAACACAGGAAAUUAAGGUGCUUCAGAAAAGGCUGAAGCGCUGUAAGGUGAAGGAUUCCUUAUGUGUGCCAUCAGCCCCACUUGCUUUUAAUGAGGAUUGGGGAAGGAGGGAGUCCUGUUGGGGACUGACAGAUGACAGGGAGGCCCAAGAGGGCUCAGGAAGAAGAGGAGGUAUCUGUUUUCUGCUCCGGCACACAGGUGCUCCGGUUAUAGAGGUACCUGAUCCUAACAAUCCAGGACAGGUGCUGAGACAACAUGUGGCCUUGAGCUUUAAGGAGAUGAAGCAAUUGAAAGAGGCCAUGGCAGUAUACGGCUCUCAGACCCUGUUUACUCUUGCCAUGGUAGAGUCUUUUGUGGCAUUGAAUCUUACACCUAGCGAUUGGCAGCAGCUAUGCCGUGCGGUAUUAUCAGGAGGAGAUUACUUACUGUGGAGGGGAGAAUAUCAAGAAAAUUGCUUACAAACGGCUAGGUUAAAUGCACAAGUGGGACAGGCACAGCGCAAUCUAGACAUGCUAACUGGAGCAGGAGCUUAUGCUGACUUGGUCAAUCAAAUUGUGCUCGAUCCUGCCGUAUAUCUCCAGAUGGCGACUGCAGCUACCAAAGCUUGGAAAGCCCUGCCAAACAAGGCUGUGGGGGAUCAGCUGUCAAAAGUUUUACAAGGGCCUUCAGAACCUGUAGAAGGAAGCAAACCACUUCAGGACUAUGUGGAUAGGAUACUGCAGUUGGCAGGGAGAUUAUUUGGUGAUGUGACCACAGCUAUGCUCAUAGUUAGGCAGCUGGUGUUUGAGAAUUCAGAUAAAUACUGUAAGGAAGCCUUGCGGCCACAUAAGGCAAAAAGCGUAAAUGAAUACAUCCAGAUCUUCUGGGAUAUUGACGGGUACUUCAUUCAGGGCCAGGUGAUUGCCGCUGCCAUCAGGCCUGGGCGAGGAUCCCGGACAACUGGGGAUAAAACCUGCUUUAACUGUGGUGCCUUUGGACAUUUUAAAAAGGAAUGUCCACAACUCACUCGGGGAACUACUGCCAGACCAGGAAAGUGCCCACGAUGUAAAAGGGGGGCCCAUUGGGCAAAUAAUUGCAGAUCUAAGACAGAUAUAGAUGGAAGGCUUCUGCCCGUCCAAGGCCAACAGCAGGGAAACUGGUGGAGGGUCCCGCUCCAGGGCCCCAGAACCUCAGUGUAUGGAGCAAUGACACCAGGAGUCAGGGGAUCCCACCCCGGCAGUGGCCAUAUGCAGUUUGUUCCACAGGGCAAUCCUUUUGCGUUGCAGACCUUGCCCACGCCACCCCAGGAAGUGCAGGACUGGACCUCAGUACCUCCGCCCGAGCAGUCUUGA
Arvicola amphibius (Eurasian water vole) is the source of this 2951-nucleotide messenger RNA. Its product is annotated as endogenous retrovirus group K member 5 Gag polyprotein-like. The record is from RefSeq and is a predicted model, not a curated record. NCBI's taxonomy places the organism in Eukaryota, Metazoa, Chordata, Mammalia, Rodentia, Cricetidae. Bases 1449 to 2951 code for a protein of 500 amino acids. The transcript is spliced from 4 exons. Gene Ontology annotation, molecular function: nucleic acid binding; zinc ion binding. Gene Ontology annotation, biological process: viral process.